UGCGAAAUACCCAUGUGAUUUUAAUUAACCAAUCACGUUGCUUGUUUGGUAUAUUGGAGUCUACAGUGUAUUCUUGUUGGAAGGGAAUAUAAGGUUCUUGUAAGGGGAACAUUUCUCUUACGAUAUGCCAAAAAAGGAGUCGAAAAAGGAAACGGCUGUGACGAAAAAUAAAAGCAGUGCAAAGACAGGUGCCAAAGAAAGUACGGAGAAUGCAGAAUCAGAGGCAAAGAAAAAAGCGCAGACGCAAAAUAACACAACAGAACACCCACCCCCAACACAAAUAUCAAAAUUGAAAUUCACAGGCCCUCCUCACAUUAAGAAAGACAAACGACAGAAUUCUUCACGCUUCAACAUUACAAAAAAUCGAGAACUGCAAAAACUUCCUCCUCUCAAAGAUGCAACGCCCGCAGAAAGAGAGGAACUGUUCAUUCAGAAACUGAGACAGUGCUGUGUUCUUUUUGACUUUGUUCAAGAUCCUCUAAGUGACUUGAAAUGGAAGGAAGUGAAAAGGGCAGGCUUAAACGAAAUGGUGGAAUUUGUCACCCACAAUCGGGGAGUUGUCACAGAUGCCAUAUAUCCAGAAGCUAUACAAAUGUUUUCAUGUAACUUAUUUCGAGCAUUACCGCCCUCCUCAAACCCUAGCGGCGCAGAAUUUGACCCAGAGGAAGAUGAGCCAACAUUGGAGGCCGCAUGGCCCCAUCUACAGUUGGUGUAUGAAUUUUUCCUGCGGUUUUUAGAGUCGCCGGAUUUCCAGCCUAACACGGGGAAAAAGUACAUAGAUCAGAGAUUUGUACUACAGCUGUUAGAGCUAUUCGAUAGUGAAGACCCCAGGGAACGAGAUUUUCUGAAGACGAUAUUGCAUCGGAUUUAUGGGAAAUUUUUAGGACUGAGAGCAUAUAUUAGGAAACAAAUAAACAAUAUGUUUUAUAGGUUUAUUUAUGAAACUGAACAUUGCAAUGGAAUAGCAGAACUUUUGGAAAUAUUAGGCAGCAUCAUCAAUGGGUUUGCGCUACCCUUGAAGGAAGAGCACAAGGUGUUCUUACUCAAGGUUCUGUUGCCCCUGCACAAAGCCAAAUCCCUCAGCGUCUACCACCCACAACUGGCCUACUGUGUGGUACAAUUCCUGGAGAAGGACCCCAGCCUAACAGAGCCGGUCAUCAUGGGACUUCUAAAGUUUUGGCCGAAAGUCCAUAGUCCUAAAGAGGUGAUGUUUCUGAAUGAGCUGGAGGAAAUUCUGGAUGUGAUAGAGCCCGCAGAAUUCAAUAAGAUCAUGGUUCCACUCUUUAAACAAUUAGCGAAAUGUGUAUCCAGUCCUCACUUCCAGGUGGCUGAGCGAGCUCUGUAUUUCUGGAAUAACGAGUACAUCCUUAGUCUGAUUAGCGAUAACGCGUCCACAAUCCUGCCAAUCAUGUUUCCGGCUUUGUAUAAGAGCAAGGAACAUUGGAACAAAACGAUUCAUGGGCUGAUCUACAAUGCUUUGAAGCUUUUCAUGGAGAUGAAUCAGAAAUUGUUUGAUGACUGCACGCAACAGUACAAGACAGAACGGCAAAAGGAAAAAGAAAAGAACAAGCAAAGAGAAGACAACUGGUGUAAAGUUCAAAAUUUAGCUAUGGGAAAUCCGCAAUUUAAGCAGUUUGCUUAUGUAAAAUCGGAGAAAUCAGGAAAUCCUGGGACUCCCAAUAGUUUAGAAGACCUGGACGGCGACAUAAUGGCAAAUUUUGAAAAGUUACAAAAAGAGGCAAGCGAGCUCUCCUCGAUAACGAAGAAAAAAGGGAAAGAAAAGCCCCUUCUUCGUCGAAAAUCAGAACUACCACAUGACAUAAGCAUGAUACGGGCGUUGGAGUCUCACAAGCGCAGUGAAGAAUAUCUGUCUACCUCUGCUGAGAGUCAGAGUGCAAACUGAGACACAAAACACGUGACCUUAUGCCAUAUUGAGGACCAUAAUGCAAAAAAAAAAAUGGAGGUCAAUUAGUGUACCUGAUUACUGCAAGUCAAUCACAUAGCUGUGUUUUGGGUUUUCCCCUCUAUCUCUGGUGUGUGUGUAUGUAUGUGUGUGUGUGUGUGUGUUUGUUAGCGAGCGCAAGUGACCAAGUGUUAUGAAUUUUUAUUUUGUAGUAGACCACAUUAAAAAUUGGAAAAUAUGAGUUAUCAGAGAUACAUAUUUAUAACAAUUAUCUAUAUUCUUGAUAUUUUUAUGGUGUAUAUAGUUGUGUAUGUUAAUUUUCAUUGGUUGUCGAUUUUUUUUAAAGACUGUUUAAGGGAACAUGACAUAAUGAUGAGAACACACAAGUUCUUGUCUUGUCAUGGAAAGAAGACAGAUAGUUCUGGUAAAAGGUUAUUCUGCAGUAAUCAGGAACAGAGAUUUGCAGUACAUGUACAACUUUCACUGACUGGCAGUAUGUCAUGGGGGUACCGGUAUUGAAGAGAUGAAUAUCUCAAGGCCCUGACUCUGGUGUCACCCAUUUUGCAGAAAAUGGGGUCUAUUUAUAGUAACACUGUGAUAGGACCAUUUCCCCUUGCCCCUGCUUUUUUUCUUUUUUGCUCUGCAAGAGUCUAUUGACCAAUAAUAUAUUUUUUUCUUUUAAAAUUGAUAAAGAUAUGUAGUGCUUGAAUUAACUAUGCACAUAAGUAUUUUCUUUUCUUUUUUUUUUAAUUUCUGAUCUAGAUAUAAACUGUGUUUGUGAUCUGUAAGAGGUUUCAGUGAAAGAUAAGGGUAAUAAUGAAUGGAGGAACCGUGGAUGAAUGAUAGAAAUGUGUAUUUUGUCUUGUAAACAGAAGACAUGUUUAAUAAGCAAGAGUAGCCUCCCCAUUACGAUUGUUGACCUUAAAUUGUAUGCAACUUGCAUGAUUUGUUCAAGACUAAAAAAAUUUUUUUUUUUCACCUUACCUAAUUGUAUACAUUUUUUUAAUCAAAGAAGGGAAGUUAAGUGUGAAAAAAAACUUGUACUUAUUAAGAUAUAAAUGUUGCAUUCCAGAAACAUCCCACAUAGAUUUUUUCCUUCAUUUAUUCCCUGUGUGUAUUGUUCUUGAGCAAGAAAACUGUGAUACAAUCUGGUCAUCUUCUGUUUUUUUUGUGUGUACAUGAUAUUGUCUAAUUACAUUGUUAAGAAACAUGAUGGCUUUGUGUUGAUACAAUGGAAUGGCCUGAUAAAUUGUCAAUAUCUUUAAAAUUACCAAUUAUUUCUUAAUUCCUAUCAUAUAGUGAAAGAGAUUAAGGAAACCUUGAAACUGUGAAAAUUGUAAUGCUAUUUUUAGAAAUAAACUAACAUAUCACUGUAAUGAC
This is a messenger RNA of Magallana angulata, 3283 nucleotides long. RefSeq names its product serine/threonine-protein phosphatase 2A 56 kDa regulatory subunit delta isoform-like. The record is from RefSeq and is a predicted model, not a curated record. Gene Ontology annotation, cellular component: nucleus; protein phosphatase type 2A complex; cytosol. Gene Ontology annotation, molecular function: protein phosphatase activator activity. The coding region runs from base 125 to 1903 and encodes 592 amino acids. Lineage: Eukaryota; Metazoa; Mollusca; Bivalvia; Ostreida; Ostreidae. The transcript is spliced from 17 exons. Gene Ontology annotation, biological process: protein dephosphorylation; signal transduction.